CUCAAGACCUUUGGAAGUCAGAUGAGCGAAUGUAGGGUAAUGUUGCGCUUGCUAGAUGAUCUUCCAGCGCUUCACUACAUGAUGACAUAUGGAUGGGGAAAGCAGAUGGAGCCAAGUGAUACAAAAUGUAGUAGACGUCAUUUAUUCUCCCAUAGAGCAUAUUGCUUGGGCUGGCCAGCAUAAUAUUGUAUCAAUUAAUAAUGACAAAUGGGAUCUUGCUACAACUUGGUUUUGGAUAGUUUCUCUACACCUGUCGUUAUUGAAAUCGUUUAGAUUAUUACAAACUUUGACGAUCUUUUAA
This is a messenger RNA of Trachymyrmex septentrionalis, 301 nucleotides long. It is a transcript of the gene Pex11c, whose product is annotated as peroxisomal membrane protein 11C. The record is from RefSeq and is a predicted model, not a curated record. The transcript is spliced from 4 exons. Gene Ontology annotation, cellular component: peroxisomal membrane. Lineage: Eukaryota; Metazoa; Arthropoda; Insecta; Hymenoptera; Formicidae. Gene Ontology annotation, biological process: peroxisome fission. Bases 89 to 301 code for a protein of 70 amino acids.